Molecule: messenger RNA, 396 nt
Organism: Cordyceps fumosorosea ARSEF 2679
Lineage: Eukaryota; Fungi; Ascomycota; Sordariomycetes; Hypocreales; Cordycipitaceae
Exons: 1
Coding region: 1-396 (131 amino acids)
Source: RefSeq, a predicted model, not a curated record
AUGCGCUACCACGCCAAGCAGCAUCACAUGGUGUGGCGGUACGAUGAGGUAGAUAUUGCAACCGCGGCCACCAACAUGAUCUUGAUCCGCGUCCUCGCCGCCAAAGUCCAGGACAACGACCGUCUCCAGGCAAUUAUGCGCAGCGUCCCCGUCCGGCCUGACGUGCCUGGGUGGACAUGCCGCUCUCGGGUUACUGAAGCGUACGCGAAGCUGAAGGCCGAUGGGAAAGCUCUGGGUCCAUGCCCUGACUGGGAGACGCUCAGCGAGACUGCGCUUUGGUAUGUGAGCAAAAAGGCGGAGGAGCAUCGGUUUGAUGGCAAGGCAGAGCCUGGGAAAUACAGCGACUGGGAGGUGGCUACCUGGAGCAUUGGCGAGGGGCGGGAGACCAUUGCGUGA